Molecule: messenger RNA, 3368 nt
Organism: Hyla sarda
Lineage: Eukaryota; Metazoa; Chordata; Amphibia; Anura; Hylidae
Gene: LVRN
Product: laeverin
Exons: 20
Coding region: 154-3204 (1016 amino acids)
Biological process (GO): peptide catabolic process; proteolysis
Cellular component (GO): cytoplasm
Molecular function (GO): metalloaminopeptidase activity; zinc ion binding; peptide binding
Source: RefSeq, a predicted model, not a curated record
GCUUGUCUCUUCCUCCUGUUGCACAUCCUCCAGCCCCAAAAUCUAUGGAGCAAUCGCCUGCACUCCCCCUGCCACCCUGUGACACACCCAGCACUUACUAAACAAGCAGAGCCCUGGACUUAUCUUCUGGAGACGGGUAGAGCAGUGUGCAGCAUGGGACCCAAGUCUUCCUCUGGCUUCUAUCUGAGCAGGACGUCUGCUGCCCUGCUGGCACUGCUGCUAGCUGCCCUGCUCCUGGCACUGAUUGUGCUGGGAGCUCUGUAUGCCAGGACUAGAAGAGCGGAGCUGACAGAGGAGCAGACAGAAACUGCCACUAUUAACAUGACAACUACUCCUUACCUUUUAACUUUGCCUCCAGAAGCCACAGGGCGACCCGGUAUAUGGGACAACCCGAUGCUGCCCCCUGACCUGGUGCCCCUACACUACGACCUGGAGCUGUGGCCAAGGACAGAGCCAGAUGAAAAGGGUAACUACCGCCUGUCUGGGCAGGUGAGCAUCACCAUCAGCUGUGUGCAUGGCACAGACAUAGUGCUGCUGCAUAGCUCCAAUCUGAACAUUAGCCGGGCACAGCUGGCACCACUGCCAGGGAAGGUUAAUUUCAAGAGUCAGCAAACCGACAGCAAACAGUCUCAAGUAGGACUGAAAGUAAGUAUCACAGCCAAACUCUAUGAAGAAGAGCUGUCCCCACACUUACAAGACACGAGUGCCCACUCCCCUGAGCAUGGGCAGAACAUUGGCAUUGCUAACCUGUGGUAUUCUGAACUCCAUCAGUACCUGGUGCUGGAGCUGGAGAGGCCCCUUAUAGCAGGGGUUCUGUACCUGCUGCAGCUGGACUAUCAAGGACUCCUUAGUUCUGACUACUCGGGACUCUUCAUAGCACAAUAUAAAGACUUUGACCAAGACAAGGUCCUAGUUGCAUCAGAACUCGAGCCAACAUCUGCUAGGACAGUUUACCCAUGCUUUGAUGAACCUGCACUUAAAGCAACUUUUAAAACUAGAAUUGUGCAUAAUUCAAGCUACGUGGCGUUAUCUAAUAUGCCAGCUAUAGCCAUGUCUGAAAGGGAAGAUGAAGAUGGAAUUAAAUGGACUGUUACAACAUUUAACACUACUCUGAAAAUGUCAACAUAUAUAACUGCUUUUGUAGUAUGCGACUUUGAUUACAUUUCAACAACUGAAAGGGGCAAUGAGAUAAGAGUUUGGGCACGAAAGGAAGUAAUAAAGAAUGGAUAUGCAAACUUUUCUCUGUAUAUUGUGGGACCAAUUCUCUCUUAUAUGGAGGAUUUAUUAAAUGUCACAUAUCCUUUACAAAAAACAGAUUUAGUAGCUAUGCCUGACAUUGGUGUGGCUGCAAUGGAGAACUGGGGAUUAAUUACUUUCCAGGAAACCUCCUUGAUGUAUGAUCCCAAACAGAAGUUCAGCAAUUCGAAGGCUUUGACAUGCUUGAUAGUUGCUCAUGAGAUAGGACACCAGUGGUUUGGAAAUCUUGUUACUAUGAAGUGGUGGAAUGACAUUUGGCUAAAUGAAGGAUUUGCCUCUUACUUUGAAUACAUUGGUGCCAGUUUCAUUGACCCUAAGCUGAAAUUGAAUGAGCUAUUUAUGAUGCACAACUUGCUAAAUAUUUUUGAAAGAGACACCCGAGCAUCUGCAAGAGCUGUAUCAGUCAAAGAAGAAGAAAUUAAUAAUGUGGAUCUUAUAGAACCAUUAUUUGAUGACUUCUCCUAUAACAAGGCAGCGGCUUUAAUUCGAAUGGCUUCAACCUUCCUGACAGAGAAACUCUUCCUCAAAGGGAUCAGCUCAUACUUGAAGAAAUUUUCAUUCUCAAAUGCUGACCAGGAUGGUUUGUGGAAUCAUUUACAAAUGUUUAUAGAUAACCAGGAUGAAGUUAAAUUACCAAUGCCAUUGAAAGACAUCAUGGAUUCUUGGACAUGGAAAAAAGGCAUACCUCUAGUAACCCUUAACACGUCUACUGGAAUGUUAAGUCAAGGAGUGAUGAAGAUGAGCAAUCAUGAAAAUACCACCAGUGAUUCUAAUCAUACAUGGAUUAUUCCUAUCACUUGGAUGAAAAAUGGAGUUCAACAGCCAUCAAUAUGGCUAGAUACUAAGACAAAAAAUGUCCCAGAAAUGAAGACUACACGUGAUGGUGAAUGGAUUUUAUUAAAUAUUGAUGUCACUGGUUAUUACAAAACAAAUUACGAUGUCAAAAAUUGGAACAGCAUCGCGAAGAAGCUUGAAGAAGAUAUUGGGCCUCUGCCAGUUGUUAAUAGAGUACAGAUCAUGGAAGAUGCAUUUGUAUUGGCAAACGCUGGUUACAUAGAAUAUGAGACAACUCUCAAUUUAACAAGAUAUCUGGAAAAUGAAAUGGAAAUCCUGGUGUGGUAUAGAGUUUUGAAACACCUAAAUAACUAUAAAAGGUCACUGGUUACUUAUCACUCUUUUCCACUAAUAAAGAAAUAUAUUUUGAAAAGGCUGAACCCAAUAUUCCAAAACUAUGCAAGCAUCAUUCGCCAAAAUUUUCAUGAAACUGCCGAUGAUAUCUUUGUUCAUACAGGAAUAGAUGAAAUUUUUAAGACUGCAUGUUUUCUUGGAUUAAAAGAUUGUCUUGAUCUGGCAAGUGAACUCUUUAGAAAAUGGAUGGCUAACACUUCCGCUAAUGAAAUACCGCAAUCUAUUUCAGGUUCAGUUUAUUGCUAUGGCAUUGCAGAAGGAGGUGAAAAGGAAUGGGAGUUUGCUUGGAAUUAUCAUAACAAAUCAGAAAGUGAUGAUCAUUGGGGGCUGUCCUUCCUCAAACAGGGGUUGAGUUGCUCCAGGGAACCAUGGCUGUUGUAUCGGUACUUGAAGGAUAGCAUGAAUAGUGAUUCUCAUAAUAUGUUGGAUGUCUUGUUGCAUAUGUUUAAGAAUGACAUAGGAAGACAUAUAGCUUGGGACUUUUUGAAAGAAAACUGGCACCAACUAAAUGACAUUAACAUGAAAGACUCCAAUCAUUUUUAUGAAGUGUUACUACCAGACUUAGGAUCAAAAGCCACUUCUGAGCUACAGUUUCAAGAGUUGGAGUUAUUCAUCACAACUACCAUGGAUGAAAGUAGUAGAGACAGUGAACUUGAAUGGCUGCAAGCAAAAAAGAAAGCACGGUUAGAGUGGAUAAACAUUGUGAAUACCAGAAUUAUUGACUGGUUACAGAGGAACACACUGGAUUCAGAUUUCUGAUGUAAAUCAUUUAUAAUGCAUUAUCUGAGAUUUUGUAGCCUUUUUCUAAAGAUUAUUCUCAUAUAUAUAAAAAUUUCAAUUAUAUUUUGCUUAGAAAGCAAAAUUCUUGAUAUAUAUUUUUUUACAACAUGUGAGGAUGUGAAUAAACAUGUGCUGAUCUACAA